This is a messenger RNA of Histoplasma mississippiense, 1068 nucleotides long. RefSeq names its product hydroxymethylglutaryl-CoA lyase, mitochondrial precursor. The record is from RefSeq and is a predicted model, not a curated record. Gene Ontology annotation, biological process: L-leucine catabolic process; ketone body biosynthetic process. The transcript has 2 exons. Gene Ontology annotation, molecular function: hydroxymethylglutaryl-CoA lyase activity. Bases 1 to 1068 code for a protein of 355 amino acids. NCBI's taxonomy places the organism in Eukaryota, Fungi, Ascomycota, Eurotiomycetes, Onygenales, Ajellomycetaceae.
AUGUUCUCCGCAAGAUCUAGCUCUAGAAUCUGCCAGGUAUUCCGCCACCAUAGACCAGCCCGCCUUUUUUCUGCGAAAACAAGCUUUGCCGGAGACCAUGUUCGGAUCGUCGAAGUCGGUCCCCGGGAUGGGUUACAGAAUGAGAAGAAAGCAAUCCCUUUAACCACAAAAUUGGACCUCAUCGAAAGAUUAGCGAAGACGGGAUUGACCACGAUUGAGGCCGGCUCGUUUGUUCCAGAGAAGUGGGUGCCACAGAUGGCUAGUACCCCAGAAAUCCUAUCAUAUCUUCUCAAAACGCCUCCCAAGUCAUCUCACUCGAUCGCAUAUAACUACCUAGUUCCCAAUAUCAAGGGGCUUCAAAAUCUAGUUAACAUAAUGGACAAUGACAGUCCACCAGCCUCUGAAUCUUCCGACUCCAACACGCUUCCAAAGCCCACCACUGAGAUUUCCCUGUUUGCCGCUGCAACAGAAGCAUUCUCGAAAGCGAACACUAACUGCACUAUUGAAGAGUCCCUCGAACGCAUUCGGCCCAUAGUAGCUCUUGCCAAGGAGAAAAAUAUUCGCGUGCGCGGAUAUGUAUCCGUGGCGCUUGGAUGCCCCUAUGAAGGUCCUGAUGUCUCUCCUCACAAGGUUGCUGAAAUAACAGCUACUCUACUCGAAAUGGGCGCAGACGAAGUUUCCGUCGCUGACACUACGGGAAUGGGCACUGCACCUCGGACAUUAAAAUUGUUACAAACCCUUACCUCCGCUGGCAUUGCCAAUACGGAUCUCGCGCUCCAUUUCCACGACACGUAUGGCCAAGCGCUCGUAAACACCAUUGUGGGCCUGGAACAUGGUAUCCGCAUUUUCGACAGCAGCGUGGGUGGGCUUGGAGGCUGUCCUUACUCGAAGGGGGCUACUGGAAAUGUGUCCACGGAGGAUCUCAUUCACACUCUCCACAGUCUCGGAAUGCGGACGGGAGUCAACCUGGAGGAAAUUUCGAAAAUUGGCGCCUGGAUUAGUAACGAACUAGGCAGGUCGAAUGAUAGCAGAGCGGGGAAGGCCACUGUAGCUCGACUUCAGGGCUAA